Gracilinanus agilis (Agile Gracile Mouse Opossum) is the source of this 1691-nucleotide messenger RNA. RefSeq names its product ring finger protein 150 (gene RNF150). Bases 1 to 1320 code for a protein of 439 amino acids. The transcript is spliced from 7 exons. Lineage: Eukaryota; Metazoa; Chordata; Mammalia; Didelphimorphia; Didelphidae. The record is from RefSeq and is a predicted model, not a curated record.
AUGGCAAUGUCUCUCAUCCAAGCGUGCCGCAGUCUGGCUCUCUCAACAUGGCUGCUUUCCUUUUGUUUCGUGCAUUUGCUGUGCCUGGACUUCACCGUGGCUGAGAAGGAGGAAUGGUACACAGCAUUCGUGAACAUCACCUACAUCGAGCCAGGGUCGCCGGCCGCGGCGGCGGCGGGGGCGCUGGGCGCCUCCGGGGAGCUGCGCAGCGAGAAGAGCGAGUGCGGCCGCUACGGCGAGCACUCGCCCAAACUGGAUGCCCACGGACGGGUGGCCAUGGCCAGCUCCGUCCAGGAGCGCCUGGCCUGCGACCCCAACACCAAGUUCGCAGUCCCGGCCCACGCCAAGCCCUGGAUAGCCCUUAUCCCCAAGGGCAACUGCUCCGAGAAGGACAAAAUCCGGCAUGCUUUCAUGCAGAACGCCUCAGCGGUGGUUAUUUACAAUGUUGGGACCAACACCAACGAGACCACCACAAUGUCCCAUCCAGGUGUGCAAGACAUUGUUGCAAUAAUGAUUCCUGAGUCAAAAGGAAAGGAAAUAGUGACUCUUUUGGAUAAAAACAUUACUGUGAUGAUGUAUAUCACCAUCGGGACACGCAACUUGCAGAAAUACGUCAGCCGCACCUCGGUCGUGUUUGUGUCCAUCUCCUUCAUUGUGCUGAUGAUCAUAUCACUGGCUUGGCUGGUCUUUUAUUAUAUUCAGCGGUUCCGAUAUGCAAACGCCAGGGACAGAAACCAGCGUCGUCUGGGAGAUGCUGCAAAGAAAGCCAUCAGCAAGCUUCAGGUCAGGACCAUCAAGAAGGGGGACAAGGAAACUGAGCCUGAUUUCGAUAACUGUGCAGUUUGUAUCGAAGGCUACAAGCCUAAUGAUGUUGUGCGGAUCUUGCCUUGCCGGCAUCUUUUCCACAAAUCCUGCGUGGACCCAUGGCUGCUAGACCAUCGAACCUGUCCCAUGUGCAAGAUGAACAUCCUUAAGGCCCUAGGCAUCCCGCCCAAUGCAGACUGCAUAGACGACAUCCCACCAGACUUUGAAGGUUCCAUAGGAGGGCCACCGACCAAUCAGAUCACAGGUGCCAGCGACACAACGGUCAAUGAGAGUUCUGUCACUUUGGAUCCAGCCGUCAGGACUGUGGGAGAAUUACAAGUAGUCCAAGACGCAGAUGCCACUCCCCAGGAGGGGGAGGUUCACUUUACAACCAACAGUGAACAAGAGCCAGCAGUGAGCAGCGAUUCAGACAUCUCGUUGAUCAUGGCCAUGGAAGUUGGACUCUCUGAUGUGGAGCUUUCCACUGACCAAGACUGUGAAGAGGUGAAAUCCUGAAACACUGAGCAGAGACAAAGGGGGACGGUCGGGCUCCAGGGGGAGGGCGAAGGGGCGAGCCCCAGGCCUCCCUCCAUCAUACACCUCCAGACCACCACCACCACAGCUUCCGUGUGCUCCAUUCGGGGAUGGUCCACGAAAAGCAAUACAUAGAGUUGCAUCCACUUGGACGCCAUCUCAGCAUCUCUCCAUCAGUCCACGACGUUGGCAGCUUGGAAGUCGAAAGCGGAUUUCUUUUCCACCACCCCCAAGCGUUCAAGGCCCCGGGCUUCAGCGGCUCAGAAAACAGCGCCUGAAGGACAGCCUCGAGAGUUCCAUUUCCCUCCUUAUUCUCCCUCUCCCCUGGGCGGCUCUGCUUUGGGGGCGGCUGG